AAUCAAGCAACGUGGCGCAAGCGUGCCAUAGCCAAAGCAGGGCGGUCGCAUGGGCGGUCGCACUCUUUGGCCUGAGUGCUACUUGGUGCGGUUUGAUGUGGUAACUUACAUAUUAAUUUUCCUGACUACUGUCGUUUAAUACUAGUGAAGGCACAAGCCCAACGGGUGCCUCAACCAAAGCGCUCCCACUUGAUUUGGCUGGGCAACUUGGCGCCACCUUCCAACUACCAGCAAGAUCAAGUAAUAGACGUCAACGCGCCACAAUACUAUGGUGCCGCGCCUGUGUCAAUGAAGCCGAAGCCAGCCAAGCCCGUGCAGCGCGCUGGUAAAUGACCUGCGCAUAUAUACGGUGAGAAUUCGUAUUUGCCUUGGCUUCAAAUUCUUUCGGACAAGCCGAGUAGCAAACCAACAUUCACGCGGGCGUCCCUUUAUUUUUCUACACGUGCACUGGGCGGUUAACCGCAAUUGGGCAUCAUAAUGGAGACGCAUAUAGGAUGCAUAAUCUGGACCAUCUCACCGCAGCAAAGCAGCCCGUUGGAGAGCAGCAACAUUGGGCAGACUUGGCGCCGUCUGUGGCCAUACCGCGCAGCCUUGCAUUCAGCUUUGUAGGGUAACGUGCCAACUGGCGUCGGCAGCACAAGGUUUCCCAGGUUGCCAAAAGAAGUCCUCGCGCAAGUUCACGCUGCGCCCGUGGUCCUCCCGCGCCGCGCUGCGUUGCUAGGCGCAGGUCAUGAGGUCCUGGCUUUGGCUCAGUGGUUGACGCCUUCGACGGGAAACAUGUCAUAGCCAUAUGGCACGCCAAGGAGCUCUGGCGGCAGGGCCAUUUAUGGAGUUGGACGUCGAAGACAGCAGCCCGCUCCGGCCUGCCAGUGCGCGCCGCGACCAGCCUGAGCUGGGCCCAAGCCGACAGGCCAGCGGGGUGGCGGCUGGCGGUCCUGGUGCAGGGCCAGGCGGCAGCCGCUCCAUUCGGCUGGAGGGCGUGGCGCAGCGCUGGCGCUGGCGGCAGCUGUGGCGAUGGGCUGCACACAAGGCGCGGGGCCUGAACCCCCUGCUCUUCCUGGACUGGGCCCUGCCCGUCAUGCACCCGGCAUCACGAGGGCGCGUCGCGUGGGACGCUGUAAUGCUGGUGACGGUGGUCUACAUCGCAACUUGUGUGCCCAUGGAGGCAGCCUUCAGCCAAGUGCGGGGCAACGCCGUAAUCCAUGGCCUGAGCUGGGUGGUGAUGGCGAUCCUGGCCACGGACAUACUGGUCACAAGCAGGACGUCCGUCAUCACGGCGCAGGGUGAUGUGGUGCGGGACAGCCGGCGGGUGAUGGCGCACUAUGCGCGCAGCGGGCGCCUGGCGGUUGACGUGAUCGCGUGCCUGCCGUACGGCCGCAUGGUCACGUCCAGCCCCGCCAACCAGUACGUCAUACUGCUGGUGCUGCUCAAGCUGGUGUACCUCAUGAAGUACACCAGGUUGAUCCGCAGCAGCGGGCGACUGAUGAACCCGCUGGCCCUGAUGCGCCUGGUGGUGUUCAUGUUGUUCAUUGCGCACUGGUCCUGCUGCCUGUGGCACCUGCUCAGCGACGCCAUCCCAGGCGAGCCGUGGAUGUUCUCCAACGAGUGCAAGGAUUGCUCAGAUGGCAUGCACUACCUGCUGGGCUUUUACCAGUCCUUGCUGCUGCUCCUGGGCGACAAGCCUCAGGCCUACAACAACAUCGAGCGUGUGCUGGUCACCGCCCUGCUCUUCCUGGGGACGCUCUUCUACGCCAUUGUGGUGGGGAGCAUGACGCUCCUGGUCGCAAACAUGUUUGCCACAGCCUCCAGGCACAAGCAGCGGGCGGCGCAGGUGAACGACGCGCUGCGCUACAGCGGAGUGGAUCACGGCGUGCGCGAGCGGGUGGGCGAGUUCUUCGACCACCUCGCCACCUUCCACCACCCCGGCUCCGAGGGCGUGGCCUAUCUCCAGGAGCUGCCAGUGGGGCUGUACGGCAGCGCCAUGGCAGAGCUCUUCGGCCCCGUGCUGUCACGUGUGCAGCUCUUCGCCUACUGCGAGCGGCCCUUCAUCUGGCGCCUGGCGCAAAAGCUGCGGCUGUCACUUUUCAUGCACGGGGACGUCAUCUACGAGCUCGGAAGCGUGGGACACGACAUGUACAUCAUCUGGAAAGGCGCGGUGGGGCUUGUAGGUCCGGAUGGGGUUUUGGCGGCGAUGCUCACAGACGGCGAGCAUUUUGGAGAGCUCGGGCUGAUGGCUGCGCACUACCCCCGGCCACACCGGGCGGUUUCACUUCGGCCCUGUGACGUCCUGAUGUUGAGCCGCUGGGAGCUGCAGGAGGCGAUGAAGGACUUCCCGGAGAGCGCUGCCCUGGUCAAGGACCGGUCUCGCAGCCGGGUUGAAGACCACGAGCUGGCAGGCAACCUGUGGGCCUUCGCGCUGGCGGUGCUGGGUGGCUAUGCGGACGAGGAGGGACACCUGCGCCUGGAUGCGGACGUGGGCGGCGGAGGUGGCGGCGGAGGCCUGGGCGACCACUUCAGCAGCAGCAGUGCUGGACCCGGCUCCGGUGCGGUGCUCCGACGACGCCAGCGGCAGGCCCUGCUGUCUAGGACAGCUAAGGCGCAGCAGGUCGGCCGACGUGGCGAGGGUGCAGUGCAGGCCGGUUGGGCGGACGAGGGCGGCGAGGAAGGCGCGGGCGACCGCAGCUACCCGCGGGCUGUGAUGCAGCCGCUGCCGCCUUCAGCAGCAGCCUGGGUCAGCCCAGCGUUUGGGAAGAGCGGCAUCGAUGCUAAUGACUGUGGCAGCGAUCGGGCAGUGGGCGGCUGCAAAGGCGGCCCUGUGGCGGAGGCGAGGGAACAGCCCAGCAGUGCUGCAGAGGGGAGCGGCAAAGGCAGCAGUAGCACCGCUGGCAAGGCUUCGUCGGGAAAGACGUAUCUAGUGUCGUUCCUGGGGAGGAAGAAGCAGGUGGAGGCUGCAAAGGCCGCUGCCGCAACCGCUGCUGCUGGCGUGGCGCAGCGCUCUCCGCGCUCAGCUGCCGCUGCGGCUGCAACCAGCAGCGGCGGCUCUACGGCUGCUGCUGCGGCCGUGGACACAGCGGAACCGGAGCUCCAGCAGCCGAGCGACGCCCAGCCGGCUGAUGCUGCGGUGCGGGAUGCUGUGGGCCGCCCCAGCCGCGGCCCUUCACCGGAGCCGCAGCUGCUCGGCAGCGUACAGCAGCCCUCGCCGCUGCAAGAGCAGCCCUCAGCAACCCAGUCGCCGUCCCUGGGUGCCCGCAUCCUUAACAGCAUCCGCCGCCGCGCCUCCCAGACCAAGCUGAUUGAUCCCGCUGCCGGCAGCAGCGCAACCGCGGGGCACGGCGGCCACACCCGCCAUUCCUCCCGGCGAAGUUCCACAGCCGCAGCCGCCGAGUGCAAAGACUCUGCGGGUGACGGAUACGGUGGCGGCAGUGAGGACGAUGACGAGCUCCAGCUGUCCGGCAUGGGCAGCAGAGCCAGCGCCACAGGCACGUCGCUGGGUCUUGAUCUAGCCUCACGUGCACCGUCGUCGAACUGGAGUGGCCUCGCGCGGCGGCAGCCCAGCAUGCUGCAGCCGCUAGCAGGGCUCUUGGCGCAGCGCUCAGUGGGCUCGGUCCUGUCCACCGCGGCGCAGCGGCAAGCGCUGGCAGCUGUAGCAGCAGCCGAUGGCGGCGCGGAUGGAAGCGAACCUGAGGAUGGGCGUGACGCGGCGGCGACGGCGGCAGCAGCAAUGAGUGCGGCAACAGCAGCCGCCGCCUUUGGCUCUGUUAGCGGCCCAGUGGACAGGUCGAGCCGCAGCCGGCGAGGCAGCACCACCAGCAGCUACGGCCCAGCGGCUGUGGCGCCGCCGCUCACACAUGUGCAGCAGCUGCCCGCGCCGCAGAUCUACAGCAGCGGCGGCAGCCGCACCACCAGCAAUACCGGGCACUUGCACCUGACUACAGCAGCACAUAUGCUGCAGUUGCCGCGCAACCUGCUCCGGCAGCCAUCCGUCAUGACAGCUCUGUCCAUGGCGCUUUCGGGCGGGCUGGGGAUGAUCGGCGCUGGUGGCAGCUGGGGCCUUGCAGCGCCUGCGCCCGCGCCGCCGGACCUGGGGCCGUUCUCGCCGGUUGGCCCUGCCAGUGGCGGCGGCGGUCGCAGCCCGGGCGGGCGAAGCCCUGGUGGUUCGGGUAACGGGUUCGUGCCAAUGCGUUCCGCCGCUGCCCCUGCGGCGGCUACGGCACAGGCGCCGGGCAUUGCCGAGGUGCUGGCGGCAGCAGCUGGUGGAAGUGCGGCAUCGCUGGCGAGCCCAAAUGGGCGGGCAGGGGCGGCGCAGCUCGCUUCGCCGACAUCGGGUGUCGCACAUCAGCAACGCUUGCGACAGCAGCAGUCUCGCCAUCGGCCCCGGCGUGCAUCGCUCUGGAUCGACUCCUUGUUUGAGGAGCUAGAGAUGGAUCGAAAGCCCGCAGCUGUUCCCCCGGCGCCUCUGGGCGCUGAAGAAGCCGCCUUACUGGUCAGGGCAGCAAGAGCGCCUUCGCCACCGCCUCAGCGGCCGCCGCAAAGUGGAGGCGGCGGCGCGCUGAAAAGCUGGGAAUCGUUGGCAAACGAGCUAGCAGUAGACAUGCCAUCGCCGUUUGCUGCAAUCCAGUCGCCCACUGCGUCAGUACCGCAGCCGGACAGCGUGGUGGCUGAUGGAGAGGGCAACGCGAUUGGAGGCGAAGCCCGCAGGGUGAGUGGGAGCGGCGGCGGCGCAAGCCAGGACGCGCCUGCCAGGAACGGGGCUGGUAACCAACGGCGGACUUUGCAGCAGCGACGGACAGCCGGGCCACUGUCUCCAAUGGGCACAGGUAGCGGACGCCCGCAACAGCAGGCGUCGCCCCGUGUCGGUGGCGGAGCGACCGGCAGCGGGAUGGGGACCGGGGCAACAGUAGGUCAGCGGUCCUCGUUUUCCAUUGAUGAGGUAUGGGAGCACAUCAAGGCAGCAGCGGCAGCCGCCGCAACCACCACCGUCGGUUUGGGAGCGCACGGCAAUGGCAGCAGCAGGGCCCAACUAGCCGCCGGGCCUCGCGGCGCGGCGCGGGAUGCUACUGCCGGCGGCGGCGGUGGCGGCGCAACAGCAGCUAACUCCAGCGACGCUCUUAACUCUAUGCUGCCGUCGCUUUACGUUGAGGGCCUGGAAAUUGCAACCGAUUUGCAACCGGCCGCCGCCGCAGCCAAUGCAGCUGUGGCGUAUGGUGGCGCCCAGCCUGCCCCUGCAGCUUUGCUCCGCACCACAGGCAGCGGCUACGUGCCGCCCGGCUCCCUGCCGGCCCCGCUGCAGCCCGCCUCUCCCCUUUCCCCGCUGAAGCACUACACGUCAAGUCGGCCGCCGCCGCUCGAAUUUCGCCUGUCCGCGACGGGGCUCUCAGCCCUCGCACCUCCUCCAGCUGGCGCACCCGUUGCUUCACCCAGCGGGCACAGCCGCGGCCGUGUUGAUGCCGCCGGAAUCGCCGCACGGUACGCAUUUGAUAUGGGCGGCUUGCUGUCUCCCACACCCUCGUCGAUGCAGCAACACGCCUCCCAGCUCCAGCAACGCACGUCGGCGCUGCCGUCGCCUCACGGCGGCGCCCACCACCAUCGCAUGGACCGACCGCACCUCUAUCCCGCACAGCCGUCGCAGCAGCAGGGGCUGAUUUCUCGCCGCAGCAUCGGCAGCCGCAUAACGCACCGCAGCUCGGCAGGCUACUCACACCCAAGCGGCAACCGCUCUGGUCGUACCAGCAGUGUGGGAAUGCAGCAGGCGGCACAGGACCAGGAAGCCGAUUACCGCAUCGGUGACGGCCUGUCGGGAGAUGAAGCGGCCGAGGACGGCGGCUGGUCGGACACUUCAUCUUCGUCCGACACCUCUGCGGGCGCUGUUGGGGUUGGGCAGAAGGGGCGCCGCAAGCAGGAGCGGCGCCGGCAGCGGGAGGUGGAGGCGCUGCGGCGGCAGCUGGCCGCGGCGAACACACGUGCGUUGGCGCUGCAGUCGCAGCUCUCAGACUUCUGGGCGGACCCCGGCAAGGUCCCGGUGGUAGCGGCGCUGGUGCAGCGGGAGGUGCAGGCGGCACUGGCGCGGCUGUGCGCGGUGGUGGAUGGGAAGCUGUCCAGCGUGCGGGAUAGCAUGCUCAACCUCACAGUGCGGGCCGAGGACCUGACACAGCAGGUGGCGGUGGCGGAUGACCGGCUGCAGCGGCUGGAAGACCUGGCGGCGGCGGCGGAGCAGGGCGACGGCGGCGGCGCAGGUGGUGGCGGCGGCAGUAGCAGCGUGCUCGGCGUGUCAAUCGACCAUUGGGUUGGUGCCGAACCGGCGGCAAGGAGAAGGAGCAGCAGCGGCGGCGCCUUGCAGAACCAGUUGCAGCAGGGAGAGCCGCUGAAGUGGGGCGCCCAGCAGCAUGCGCGGCUUCAGGCGGCCUCGCGGCGCGGCAGUGGCGUACUGAUGGGCAGCAGCAGUGCGGCGGACCUGCUGCUGCCGGUAGCAGCAGGCGGCGAGCGGCGCGGCAGCUUGUCAGGCAGCGGCAUCUUUGCAUCCAGCCUGGCGGGUGGUGGACUUGGGCUUCUGGGCCCGGGGCUGGGUGCCAACAGCCCCGCCCGCAGGGGCACACCACAGCAGCUGGCGAACGGCCGGCGCGGGUCCACACUGUCGCAGGUACCUGUCCACGGCAUCCUCAAGAACGGCUCCGUCACAGGCGCCGCGGCGGCCGCCAAUGCCGCAGCAGCCGCCAAUGCCUGUGCAACAGCCACUGUCUGGACCGGCAGCAGCACACUUGCUGCCCCUGCGGCUGACGUUGUUCCACUGCCGGGCGCGUUCAUGGACGGAGGCGAAGGCGGCAGUGCGCUUGGAGAGCCCACGUCGCCCCGCACUCUCUCGGCCGAGCACGAGCAGUGGCGGGGGAGCCGGAGUAGUGGCGAGGGCGCUUUGCCAUCUGCUGCCGCGGAAGCUGCCCACGCAUCCGGCGGCGGGCUGCUGCUGGGACCCGAGGAGGCGGCGGCUACAGCCGCAGCCGUGGUUGCAAGUGCGCUGGGCAUUAGGCAUGGCGGCGGCGGUAGCAUCAGCGGGGCUCUGUCAGGCUUGAGCCUGAUGUCAAGUGGGGCGAGGGCGAGCCUGAACGGCGGCGCCGGGUCGGGGCAUGACCUGUCGCGCCGCUCCCGCAUGGGCUCUUUAUCGCAAGGCCCCGCGCCGGCGCUGAUGUCGGCCGAAGCCGCCAGGAGUGCUGCUGGAAGUCGCAGCGGCUCCGGACCCCCGGCAGGCGCUACGGGCCCGGCAGCCGAGAAAACGUCGGCUGGUGGCGGCCGCAGCGACUCAGCCGUGUUACCGGGGGCGCAGCUGGUGUACAUGGAUGGCGAUGAGGAGGCUGGCGGCGCCGGCGGCGUGUCCGGCAGCAGCCGAGGCAAGGACGGGUCGGCUGCUGGCGUCGGCGGCGGGCGCGGUGGCGGCCGCAGCGGGCGGUGGUUGGAGCUGCGGCGCGCUGGAACUGAUGAACUCUGAACUGAUGAACUGAUGAGGGGUGUGUGCAUCCAUGGCCAAGGACGGACGUUUGAUGCGCGUGUAGGAGGGUUGGGGUGUUUGUGGUAAACAGUGAGCAGCAAGAGAGUGGAUUCUUGGUGUACGGCAUGAGGGGGGGGGGUGCGGAGUGGAAGCAUGUGACUGGGAUAAUGGAGUGACCCGCAACAGCGCGUGAAUCCUUGGCUUGGACGCGGCAUUGUUGUCUCGGGCUGGCUGAGUGAUUGGCGUUUUGCAGUAUGCCAUUGAGCUGGUACAGGACUACAGGCCAGCAGCGACCCCGGCUAUGUCCGGGAGAUGAGGUAGUUUCAAACCGUCGCCCUCAGACACUGCACCAACGUGGCGUGGGCGCAGCCCACUUAUCCUUUGAGGGGAAGAGCCACUUUCUUGUCCGCACUUCGUGCACAGUACGCUGGGAUGGUGGGCUGGACAUGGGGUAUCAAGUUAAUCCUUUGAUUCUUUCAUGAGAGAAGCGCGAAUUGUGACGUCGUGCAUGGUCACAUUAUGCGGCAUGCACAUAGGUAUGCAGGGGGAGGCCCAGCAGGCCCAGAGUGGUGUCACACUAGCAUCUAUCACGGCCCAUAAUGUGCUUUGGAUCGUGACUGGCAUAUACAGGCAAAUUCCGCAACUACUGUAACGCAGGUCCAUU
Chlamydomonas reinhardtii is the source of this 8141-nucleotide messenger RNA. RefSeq lists its product as uncharacterized. The coding region runs from base 791 to 7477 and encodes 2228 amino acids. Gene Ontology annotation, biological process: regulation of membrane potential; potassium ion transmembrane transport. The transcript is spliced from 14 exons. Gene Ontology annotation, molecular function: voltage-gated potassium channel activity. Gene Ontology annotation, cellular component: membrane. The record is from RefSeq and is a predicted model, not a curated record. NCBI's taxonomy places the organism in Eukaryota, Viridiplantae, Chlorophyta, Chlorophyceae, Chlamydomonadales, Chlamydomonadaceae.